Molecule: messenger RNA, 2783 nt
Organism: Mesocricetus auratus (golden hamster)
Lineage: Eukaryota; Metazoa; Chordata; Mammalia; Rodentia; Cricetidae
Gene: Pmaip1
Product: phorbol-12-myristate-13-acetate-induced protein 1
Exons: 3
Coding region: 195-512 (105 amino acids)
Biological process (GO): release of cytochrome c from mitochondria; apoptotic process; DNA damage response
Cellular component (GO): mitochondrion
Source: RefSeq, a predicted model, not a curated record
AGACCGGAGAGCAGGCGUGGGCGCCAGAAGAGAAAAUUCUUGUGCUCGUGCAGCCAGCCCACAGAAGCUCGGUGCGUCUGGCCCGCGGCACCCUCGGUCCAUCUCGCGCAGUCCGAGUCCUGUGGGAGUCCCAGAGCCCAGGUUGGGGACCUUAGUUCCCUGUGCGCAGCGGAGAUCGCCGCGGCGCUUAGGAGAUGCUCCAGAGCGUAGCGCGUCAGAACGCGCCAUCGAACCCAGCGCGGGCAGAGCUAGCGCCUGAGUUCAUAGCUCAACUCCGGAGGAUUGGAGACAAACUGUCUUCUGAGUGGUGUGAACCCGACAUCAUUGCGGUGCUGGCGGAGAUGCCUGGCAAGAAGGCUCGAAAGAGCGUGACGAGGAUUCCGAGCCCAACGCGGGUCCCAACAGAUGUGGAAGACGAGUGUGUUCAUCAACUCCGGAGGAUUGGAGACAAACAGAAUUUGCGGCAGAAACUUCUGAAUUUUAUUUCCAAGCUCUUUAGUUUAGUAACCUGAGUUCUUCAAAAGCUUCUUCAAGAAGGGACUCCUAGAAAGGAAGUUCCCCCGGUUGGUGCAAAUGUCUCUUAUAGGAUGGACUGCCGUGUGAUGGAGAGAGAUGAGGAGAAACGCUCUCUUUCUUUUGGUUCCCUGAGCAUGGGUGAAGAAUGAGAUGGAAACGGAUUUCUUCAGGAAAGUUUUCAGAAAUCGCUCUUUGAGAUGUGAUAACGUGAAACCACAUGUAUUUUAAAACAAGGCUAGAGGAGUCAUGGAAAUAGGGAAGUGACUAGUAAUACAUCUGUCUUUUGAGAGUUGGUGGUGUUUCUGUGAAAGGUUGCUGCCAGAAGUCAUGCAAAGGGGCAUGGCAAAUGAUGACAUGGAAGGGGGAAUGAUUUUCUCCCUUUUGACAGCAACUCCAGAAUAAUGUGUACUAUUUAGUUUGAUCCAUAAUCUUGUAAGAGAAAACAUUUCAUUUUUGUUAACAUAGAGUGUUAUAGUUAAUAUUGACUUCAUAGGUCACGACAAACAUAUUGUGUCUGUUUAGGUGACUUUUUUUUGAAGUUGUCUUUUGAGACUAGAGUUCCUCUGUAUAACAAUCCUGACUGUCCUGGAACUCUUGUAGAUCAGCCUAGCCUCUUAACUCACAGAGAUCCCCAUGCUUCUGUCUCCUUAGUGCUGGGAUUAAAGGCAUGCACUACUAAGCCUGGCUGUUUAGAUGACUUUUCAGUGUGUUUCUGUAAGCAUUAACUAGAUAGUAUGGAAAACUACCAAGUAACUGAAAAAAAUCAGAAGUAUAGCAAGGUUACUUGGUGACAGUAAAAUUUUUGCAGCUUGAAUAUUAUGUGAUAAAGAGAGUUGGGAUCUUAUGUAACUGGAGACAAAAAACAAGAAAAAUUUAAAAGUUGAUAUAAUUAGAACUUAGUAAAAGACUCAAAAGAAGUUCCUAGGAUUUUAUAGCCUGCCACAAGUAUUUCCUAGAGUUUUGUGUUUGUUUUGUUUUUGUUUUUUUGAGACAGUGUUUCUCUGUAGCCCUAGCUGUCCUGGAAACUUACUCUGUAGACCAAGCUAGCCUUAAACUUGGAGCUACACCCCCACCCCAGCUUUAAAAGUUUCAAUUUUAAUCUGGGCUAUAAAUGUGAAACUCAAUAUUCAAUAGCAAAUCAAUCCUGGUUAACAAAGGCAACAGAUUUGACUAGACAUCCCCUAAAAGGCACAUAGAUGGUCAACAGAUACAUGACUCAGAAAUGUAAAUGAGAAUGACCAUGAGAUGAUCUUAUACUUGCUGGACUGACUGUUACCAAAAGUGAAAGGUAACAAGCAUGGUAAGGACUCAAGAAGAGAAGGAAUUUCUGCAUAUCUUAGUAUUGUAAAGUAGGACACCUAUUUUGUAAAACAGCAUUGAGGUUCCUUUAAAACUAAGGAAUGAACCACCCUAAACAGCUGUCUGACCACAAAGUGUAUGUGUAAAGGUGUUGAGUUCUGCUGAAGAGGUGUCUUCAUUUUUUAUUAUUUGUAUUAGCUAAGAUUAGGAGACUAUCAAAGGCUGAAAGGGGUUUAAAAGUGGAAAUAUAAACAAAAUUGAGCCUUAGAAAGCAGGAAAUGUUACUUGUCAAACUUAGAUGGUAGAUAACCCGGGUCCUCUGAAGGCAAUACUCUGCUCUUUUUUUUUUUUUUUUUUUUUGACAAAAAACCCAAGUCAGCAAAUAGGAAUGAUGGCUGUGGGGUGGGGAAUGAGGGCAAAACUAGGAGUUCCGAUGUUCUUGUCUCCAGCAAGUCAGGGAGGUUGCCUGCUCUGACCACAAGGAAGUGAUGUCAACCAGAAGUGAUGCUGUGAUAUGCUAAUAACUCUGCUGUUUCCCCACAGUGUCCAUGUAUUGGAACUCAACCCUGUAAAUAUACUUAAUUCAUCUGUUAACUAAAUCUAAAAAAUUUCCAAAAAGGGAAACAAUCUCAUUAUUGAGUUUUACCAGGAAUGCUAUUUAUUUUACUUAUUUAUGAUUGAAAUAUUUGUUUCGCUUGAACAUGUGUAUCAGUUUCAUUUUUGUUAUGAGACUGUGAAGGGUGUCAUAUAGCAAGUCACUUUGGAAGAACUUACCUCAGUAGUUAGUGGGCCUUGGCAUUAAGGUUGUUUACUUUGAAGGUGUCCCCUCCCUCCUUGGCCCAAAGGUAGACAUUUUACCAGAUGGGUAUUUAUAGUCUGACUGUAUUUAUAUGUAUGUUUCUGAAGACUGAUACUGAAGUCUGAACUAUUAAAUAAAGUUGGAUACUGUAGCAGCUAUUGAAAAAUAA